This is a messenger RNA of Oncorhynchus keta (chum salmon), 942 nucleotides long. RefSeq names its product high-affinity choline transporter 1-like. The record is from RefSeq and is a predicted model, not a curated record. The coding region runs from base 1 to 714 and encodes 237 amino acids. Gene Ontology annotation, cellular component: plasma membrane. Lineage: Eukaryota; Metazoa; Chordata; Actinopteri; Salmoniformes; Salmonidae. Gene Ontology annotation, biological process: transmembrane transport; choline transport; acetylcholine biosynthetic process. The transcript has 3 exons. Gene Ontology annotation, molecular function: choline:sodium symporter activity.
AUGAGCGCAACGAGACGGGAUUGGUGCUCCCCCAUCGCCCUGCAGCACCUGGCUCCGUCCCUACGUGUCGGUCAUCGGCAUCGGGGCCAUCGCCGCCGCAGUGAUGUCAUCCGUGGACUCUGGCCUGCUCAGCCCGCCUCCAUGUUCUCCUCCAACAUCUACAAGAACAUCAUCAGGACGCAGGCCUCAGACAGGGAGAUACAGUGGGUGAUCCGUGUGUCGGUGGUGGUGGUGGGGCUGUGUGGGAUGGCCCUCACUCUCCUCCACAACAGUACCUUUGCCCUGUGGAUCCUGGCGUCUGAUCUCUCCUACACCAUCAUCUUCCCUCAGCUCAUCUGCGUCCUCUUCUUCCAGGUCUCCAACGGCUAUGGAGCCGUGGUGGGAUACCUCGUAGGGGGCCUGAUGAGACUCCUCUGUGGGGAGCCCAUCUUCAACCUCGCCCCUGUCCUCCACUUCCCUGGAUGCACCCUGGAGGACGGCGUCUAUGUCCAGCGCUCCCCCAUCAGGACCAUAUGUAUGCUUCUGGCCCUGGCGGCCAUCUUGGGUUUCUCCUGGCUGGCUCAGCUGAUGUUCAAUAAGGUCUGGUUGCCCGAGAGGUGGGAUGUGUUCCAGGUGAAGUUCCAGACUUUGCCACUUGGUGGCGCCAGAGAGAUGAAAGAGAAGGAGGAGGAUGGUGCAGUCUCUGAGCCAAUGCUUGACAACACAAAGUGUUAAUGUUUUGAUCUACCUACUUUUACAGGCCGGUUUCCCAGACACUUCCCUGGACUACAAAGCACUUUGUUUUUGAGCAUAUUUAUUGUUUAUUGAACAAGAUAGAGAAAGGAAAGAUCUAUUGAACAUCCAGCUCAUUCUAAAGAAGGCUAUUUAAAAUCAAUUGUGUAGCUCAAUUAAGUUACUUAUAUGAUUUGAACAUAAAGCGUGAAAACGGCUGUAACAUCGGUA